This is a messenger RNA of Penicillium cosmopolitanum, 852 nucleotides long. RefSeq names its product RTA1 domain-containing protein. Lineage: Eukaryota; Fungi; Ascomycota; Eurotiomycetes; Eurotiales; Aspergillaceae. The record is from RefSeq and is a predicted model, not a curated record. The transcript has 2 exons. Bases 1 to 852 code for a protein of 283 amino acids. Gene Ontology annotation, cellular component: membrane.
AUGGCAAACAGCGUCACUACCAGCGACAAUGGAAUCUACGAAUACAAGCCUAAUCAAAGCGCGACUAUCGUAAUGGCUGCUCUUUUUGGAGUCAGUGCUGUCUAUCAUCUCAUAGUGAUGAUAAAAAAAAAGACAUGGUUCUAUAGUUCAUUGGUAGCUGGUGCUAUAAUGAUGACUGUUGGAUACAUUGCCCGCUUCAUUUCCGCAAAAUCACCCCUCGAGCUUGGGCCUUAUAUCAUACAAUCGCUCUUUAUCAUCCUUCCACCUUCUCUAUAUGCCGCAACCAUCUAUAUGAUCUAUGGUCGUAUAGUAAAUUUUGUCCACUCACCCGACGCAAGCAUGAUUCCGCCUAAUCAUGUUACGAAAAUAUUUGUUUGCGGAGAUAUUAUCUCGUUCUUCAUGCAAGCUGGUGGCGGAGGCAUGAUGGCUCAGCCCGAUAUGGCCAAUCUGGGACAGAAAAUUAUGCUUGUUGGGCUGUUUACUCAACUCCUCUUUUUCAGUUUCUUCUUGACUAUUUCCCUGGUAUUUUGGAAGCGGAUGCAGUACUCUGCUAAGCUAUACACUACACCCGAAUAUGGAAAGCACACCUGGAAGUCUCUGAUAAAGCUCUUAUUCGGAGCUGCCGUCAUCAUUAUUUUGAGAUGCGUCUACCGCAUUGUGGAAUUUGCUCAGGGAAACAACGGUUAUCUUGCAAGUCAUGAAGUUUACAUGUACAUUUUUGACGCUGUACCGAUGUGCAUUGUGCAGUUAAUGUUUCAUUUUGUUCAUGCGGGCGAUGUCUUCCCUUCAGGUUUCGGCAAACCAAUGCAACAGGAUAAUGGGAGUUGGAUAAACCUCAACGAAAGACUAUGA